AGUACAGAGUCCCCCUUUCUACUGGAGAUCAGAUUCUCUGCUCUGCCAGCAACACAGUUAUUUUUAUUUUUGCAAUCGCCUGGCCUGUCGGUCCCUUGCUGCCCUGUAACACCUGCCUGCCUGCCAUGCACUCGAGGACUGCGCCCAUCACUCUGCUGCUCCUGGUACAGGUGGGCUUUUCUGUGAGCCUCGACGCCAUCCAGUGCCCGCCAUGCUCCGAGGAGAAGCUGGCGCGCUGCAGGGCGCCCACCGGGUGCGAGGAGCUGGUGCAGGAGCCCGGCUGCGGGUGCUGCGCCACUUGCGCCUUGGCCAAAGGAAUGCCCUGCGGGGUCUACACGCCGCGCUGCGGCUCUGGGCUGCGGUGCUACCCGCCGCAGGGAGUGGAGAAGCCUCUGCACACGCUCAUGCACGGCCAAGGGGUCUGCAUGGAGCUGGCUGAAGUGGAAGCAAUUCAAGAGAGCAUGCAGUCCACAGGUAAGAGGGGCAUCAGGCUCUCAGGCACAUAAGCCUGGCAGGCAGGUCUACUGGCCGCACCAGUUGUGGCGCAGAGGAAAUGCUGUACUAUGGUUUGGAUGUGGGGAAGGGUGGAUUUGUCUGGGGGUACCUUACCUUUGUGGGUAAUGGCUUGCGUUCGCAGUCUUCGAGUUGCCAGCUCUGAAAACGGGCACAACCACAGCUAUUGGCCAGUACCUGGAAGGAAACUGACGCCACAUCGACCAUCGCUGCACCCUUGACCGAUGCUAGAUUUAACAACUUCACGCUCUCUCUUGGGACCCUUCAGAGAGCUUUGUGCUGCAUGUCAGGCUCACAAUACGCUUCUUGGCUGCCAACUUGUAACACAAAAAUAACCUGCGCGCAUGUUCAAAACGACAAGUGGCAAAAAAAAAUACUUGUUGCAGGUCGAGUUUCCAAGGGCUGCAGUUUCCAAGCGCAUUGUCCUCUGUGGCAAGGGAAGUGUGCUCACAUUUGCGGAUAGUGGUGGUGGGGAGAUCAUCUGCUCUGUGAUGAAAGAUUUGAACAUGUAUUUCGUAUGUUCUACUGUUAGCGCUGCAUGAAUCGCGGUAGUCCUUUUCCUAUGCGUGAAUAGUCGGGGGAUAGAAUGGGGCUGAAAAUAACUGGUAUUUCGAGUUCCUUUUGUUUAUCUCCAAAGCUCUCUCGGCAUAGGUUUUGGCACAUGGGAGAAACAGGGCGAUUCCAGACAGGAGCUUACUAUUGCAAACGGGGGCCCUUCAGAUAUGGCAAAUGGGGUGUUGGCAACAUGUGGCGGUGGUCCCCCCCCCCUUUCGUUUUAACUUACUGGAUUGUACGCACUUCAAACGUGAACUGCAUAGACGUGAUGCUGGUCAAACUUGGGAAAGAAAAACAAAUAUUAAUACAGCCUGUCUGCUUAUAGCUCAGUCAUUAGAACAUGAGACUCUUAAUCUCAGGGUCCCGGGUUCGAGCCCCAUGUUGGGCAAAAGAUCCCUCCAUUCCUUGUGGUUAGACUAGAUGAUCCUCAGGGUCCCUUCCAUCUCUACAAUUCUAUGAUUCUCUGACUACAGCAAGGCAUGACUGUUUAAGCAAAGGCUUGAACCUCUCUUGUUUAGUUUUUUCACUGUUCGUUUUUAGGUAGUGUUCAUUACUUACUAAUAAAAAUUAUUUGAAAAUAUAUAGGGGGAGAAACGCUGACGUUUUGAUGCCGACCGCAACGCAUAGACACUAUGGACAAGCAUGCGGGUACAAAGAGCACUGAACCUCACAAUAUCUAAUAGGAGGCUUUUCCAGCCUCCCUAGCCAUCCAACCAGUGGCGGAGCUUCAUGCUCUGGCACCGGGGGGCGGAGAGCAGGCAGGGGUGGGGCUGGCGCACGUCCCAGGCGCGUGGCACGCCACCUGCACAGGCGGGGGGUCAGCCACGAUGGCACCCCACCGGGAUCGCGCUGUCAGGGGAGUGCGCUCCCCCCGCACUCCUCUUCCUCCGCCAGUGCAGUGCAUCCACCCCCUCCAGUACUGGACAAGAAGGUGAUUUGUCACUUUAUUUGAAGUUGUUUCCUAAAGAUCUCUUAAUGGAGAUCAGAUGCGCCUGUGUAGAUUUCAGUUUCCUUUUUCUUUCAGCUACGAAAGGGAGGCGUGCAGGGCAAUCUUGUACACAUCUAACUCGGACACGCUCAAAUUCAGUGGGAACGGGUUCCCAGGUAAUUUGCAUGUACAGAGGAUUGCAGCCUAAAGUACAUAAGGGGUAACUGAGGCUACUGCCUUGGAGCAGCAGGUUGGACCAAAUGACUCUUGGGACCCUUUCCAACUCUACAGUUCUAUGAUUCUAUGUGGGGGGUAUUCUUUUCUUUUAAAAAAAAAAAGAAAAUCCCAGUGGUUUUUUAAAUUGUUUUAUUUCCACACAAAAUAUCUCUACUUCAGUGUUAGCAUAAGUCCUUCACGUCUAAUUGCCCCACUAACAACUGUUUCAGUGCACUGAUCCGAUAUGCAAACAUGCCAAUACAAAACCUUUCUUGAGCGUAGGCUGUGCCAAGAAGUUGCACACCACACGCGUCAAGGGCAUGUAAAUAGUAUUCAGCCAUGACUGUUCAGUGCCUCUGACCCGGAAUGUCUUGGAGUGCUAGUGUCAAUCAGGACCACCUCUUUCUGCCGCAUAGAGCCACAUCCUUAAAGAGAGAAAGAAUGGAAGGUCGAUCUUGGAGAUAAAGUGACCAAUGAUGUUUUUUUCUUCCUUUGAAACUGGGAGGAAAGAAAUUUCAGUGAAGAAACUUGGUUUGUAUUCCCUCUUUGCCACCCCAUAACUCCCAUACCCCCCAUUCUUUUUGAGAAGCAAUGCACAAACCUUCGAGAUGCACAAAGAAUAGUGUUAGAAGUCAUGUGAGUGAUAUCUAAAUGUUUCACUAUUGUGCAAUCAUGCUGUAGAAAAAACAUAACCAGUGCACAUACUGGUACAGAAAGGUGUACCCACACCUACAUACAGGGGUGCCAAGUUGCAUAAAAUAUUUUUUUGGGGGGUGCAAGUAAGCCCCACCUUCAUAAUCAAUCACAUGAUGCGGUGCAUGCACACCAUUUGAAUGGCAAUGCCCAUCAAAUAUUUUAGAGGGGAGUUGAAGACCCCUCGGCUCCUAUGAGUUGGUUCCUAUGCCUGUGUACGCCCAGAAAGUUUUAAAAAACACUUUGGAGGGGGGUGGGAAGAGAGGAGAGCCAAUCGAGGUGAAGCCUGACUAUGCACCAACUGGAGUGGACAGGGCAUGGUGGUGAGAUGUUUGGGGUGGAGAAGGCACUGAAAGGAUGUGAUUCAUUCUAUGCUGUGCAAGGCACAUUGCGAUUGCAGCAUCCAGCAAAUACUGGGAAAUAAGAGACUGGUUAGUGCUGGAAGGCUCCUGUCUAGAAGCAACCAUUGGCUGGUGUUCUAAGAACGUACAUGGCUGCAAGUGACAGGUUCUGCAACAAGUGCCCUGGCCCAAUCCACCUGGUCAGCUCUUCUGCCUUUAUGAGCAGCCAGAAGCUUGACAGGCAGCCAGAAGCUUGACAGGCAGCCACUCCUCAGCAUAGAGAGGCAGAAUAUCAUCUCCUAAUUGCGACUGAUCCAUCCGCUAAAAGGCACAGCUACGGGGCUGACAUGAGAGUCAGCUGGCAACCUUGGAUUAUUUAAUGGGCUUUAAAUGUGCGACAUUUAAUGUACACGGGUGGCAUUGUGGUCUAAACCACAGAGCCUAGGGCUUGCCGAUCAGAAGGUCAGCGGUUCGAAUCCCCGCAACGGGGUGAGCUCCCGUUGCUCGGUCCCAGCUUCUCCCAACCUAGCAGUUUGAAAGCAUGCCAGUGCAAGUAGAUAAAUAGGUACCACUCCGGCGGGAAGGUAAACAGCAUUUCUGUGCACUGUUCUGGUUCGCCAGAAGCGGCUUAGUCAUGCUGGCCACAUGACACGGAAGCUGUACGCCAGCUCCUUCGGCCAGUAAAGCAUCAUGAGAGCGGCAACCCCAGAGUCGUCCGCGACUGGACCUAACGGUCAGGGGUACCUUUACCUUUAAAUGUGCUACAUUUUCAGUGACAUACAAAGAGAUACCAUACUGAGGGAUCUCGUGUACCCUUGGAGUGCUGUGUCCAGUUCUGGGCACCACAGUUUAAGAAGGCUAUUGACAAGAUAGAACGCGUGCAGAGGAGGGUGACCAAGGUGGAAACCAAGCCUUAUGAGGAACGGUUGAGGGAGUUGGGUAUGUUUAGCUUGGGAAAGAGGAGACUGAAAGGCAUAUGACAGCUUUCUUCAAAUACCUGUUGCACGGAAGAUGGCACAAGCUUGUUUUCCGCUGCCCCAGAGGGUAGGACCCAAACCAACAGAUUCAAAUUACAUGAAAGGAGUGUCUGACUAAACACCAGGAAUAACUUUCUGACAGAGCUGUUAGACAGUGGAAUGGGCUACCUUGGAAGGUGGUGGACUCUCCUUCAUUGGAGGUUUCUAAACAGAGAGCAGGUGGACAUCAGUAAUUCCUUCAAGGGGUGGACAAUGACCUUUUAGUUCUUUCCCAACUCUACAGUUCUAUGGUUCUGUGUGUUUUUCAAAAACUCACAGUGUUUCUAUUUAAAAAAUCACCGUGCAAAAUGUCGGAACACAGGGGUACCAACUUGAAUAAAAUAUUGCGGGUCCCAGGUAAGCCCCACACUGCAUAAUCAAUCACAAGGUAAAGGUAAAGGACCCCGGGAUGGUUAAAUUCAGUCAAAGGCGACUAUGGGAUGCUCCGCUCAUCUCGCUUUCAGGUCGAGGGAGCCGGCGUUUGUCCACAGACAGCUUUCCAGGUCAUGUGGCCAGCAUGACUAAACAGCUUCUGGCACAACAGAACACUGUGAUGGAAACCAGAGCAUACGGAAACACUUUUAACCUUCCCGCCACAGUGGUACCUAUUUAUCUACUUGCGCUGGCGUGCUUUUGAACUGCUAGGUUGGCAGGAGCUGGGACCAAGCAACAGGAGCUCACCCCAUCACUGGGAUUUGAACCGCCGACCUUCUGAAUGGCAAGCCCAGAAGGCGCAGUGGUUUAGACAACAGCGCCACCUGUGUCCCUCUAGUCACAAGACCACACACACACACACACACACACACACACACACACACACACAUUUGAAUGGCAAUUCCCAUCAACUUUGGGGGUCUCGGGGGGGUGGCAAAGGGGCCUCGACCCUAGGAGUUGGCUCCAAUGUCUGAACUUCAAUUUCUGUAAGCUAGCUGCUGGAAAUCUAUGCUGUACAGAUAUCCCUGCCCUUUGGCCCAACACAUAUAAGCAAAUAAGAAGCUUGACUGGGGUGGGGGGCCAGAAUGCAGACCACCUACCUGCCUCUGGGCCUGCAAAUACCAGAUCCAUUAACUCCUUCCAUCUUGUCCGGUUCUCUGCUGUGCUUUCAGUCUUGAAAUCCACAGGUGGCAGGUUUGUUGUGUUGCUCUGUGUGAAGGCCACGGUCCAACAGACUUCUGACACCAUGUGUUGUCGUCUCCUGUAUGAACUCUCCACAAGCUGAGUUAAUGCAAAUUCAAACUUUAUUCUUGAUGCGGCUUGGGAGCCUGCACCCAGCAGUAACUAACUCAGCCAGGCCACACCUCUGAGUCAGCUGCUCUCCAGGAACUGGCUUCCUGGGUCAUAGCGGUUUCUUUUUAAGGGGCCACAUACUAGAUGUUUAAUUGAUAAUGCAUAUAUCCCGCUCACAACAUUCCUUUUUUUAAAUCACUGUUGGCAAACUGGCUCUCUAGUUAAGUUUUUGUUUUUGUUUUGACUUGCCAUGGACAUAGAACUAGUUAUAAAGCAGUUUGGCAGCGGAGGAAGUGUUCAGUUGUGUGCCUUGCAAAUGGAGGAGAAUAUGCAUGGCCGUCUAGCUCCUCUCAAAAUACCGUUAAGCUCAGAUCCUCCAAGAGUUUCUAUUUUCCAGGGACUUUCCUGAUUUAAAGAAGCCGUCCCGGUUUCUUAUUUGAUCCCUGAAUGUCCCACUUUGCGCCUUAAAGGUAAAGGUCCAGUCGUGACCGACUCUGGGGUUGCGGCGCUCAUUUCGCUUUAUUGGCCGAGGGAGCUGGGGUACAGCUUCCGGGUCAUGUGGCCAGCAUGACUAAGCUGCUUCUGGCAAACCAGAGCAGUGCACAGAAAUGCCAUUUACCUUCCCGCCGGAGCGGUACCUAUUUAUCUACUUGCACUUUGACGUGCUUUCGAACUGCUAGGUUGGCAGGAGCAGGGACCGGCUCACCCCAUCGCGGGGAUUCGAACCGCCGAUCUUCUGAUCGGCAGGUCCUAGGCUCUGUGGUUUAACCCAUAGUGCCACCCGCAUCCCUCCUUUGCGCCUUAGGAUGUCCCUAUUUUCUUUGUAGCAUUGUUGGAGGGUAUGGAGUUAUCCAACCCCCGAGCCGUCUGAAGGCAAUCCUGUAUAGGGAAGUUUUUUUUAAAAAAAAGGUUUUAUUGUCUUUUUAUGCUCAGAGUGGCUGGGGCAACCCAGUAAGAUAUGUGGGGUAUAAAUAGUAAAGUUAUCAUUACGGAAUGGGAGGCUGUCCGUAUUUUCAUCGGAGAAAUGUUGGAGGGUAUGUAAGCUUAGACUCUGGCUGUGCACCACUGAUGGACACAUACACAGAAGCGGCAAAAAAAUAAUAAAACUUAGUAGGCUAAUGGGAAGUCAGACGAAAUUGUCUGUAUGCUGUAAUUGCAGUGCACCUUACAUACCACAGAAUGAAUGGCAUUCAUUUCAGGGUUGUUCUCACCAUGUCCUGUCCACACCAGUGGGUGGGAAUGCCAAAGUCUCCCCCACCCCCAAAUGCUCACCUCCUUUUCAACCCCUUUUAUUCAUUUAUUUAGCCAAGUGCAUAAAGCUGAAGUUAAAUGCAUGUAAGUUGAGGCCUUCCUGUAUUUAACGUCUUGAGCUCCUUGGAAAACCACCUUGAGUUCAACCUUGUUGUUGGAAAAGUGAAAUGCAAAUACCAAACUAAAUCAAGAUCGGAACUCGUGGCCCCUUCCCAACUCUACCAUUCUAGUAUAAAUCAAAAAGCAGACCAUGGCAAUGAUAAGAGUCCUUGUUUGAAAGGCAGAUUUGUAUAUGAGCCUUUGGGUAGGAAAUGCAACUUAUUCCCUAUGUGUGGCCUGGGGAUCAAGUAACUGAGAUCACUUUCACCUUUAGCAUGAACUGCCUGGUGAAAGGGCCAUCCAUUAUCAAUCAGGAUGCAAGGAGAUUAGGGAGGGAUUGACAACAGGAGGUUGCUAGAUGCUCCUACUGUCUGCAUUUUAUCAAGGUCACUCCAUAUUUCCUGGUACUUGUCCCUGGCAAAUUGCUGUCUCUCUGUUAUGCCUUGGGGGAAGGGAUAUCUUUAAAAGAACGUGCUGGUAGAGUGCUCACAUGUACAUUAUCUUAGUUUCUGCCAACACACCCAAGAGUGUUAAGGUUGCUGAAUGUGUUUUGAUUGCGCGGUGAGUAACAUCCGAUCCAUGGCAGGGUGGAACAUUAUAUUAAACUUCAAGCUCUCGCAGCUCCAGCCCCAGCCUUGACCCCUAUUAACACAAACUGCUUCAGAUGCAGCGGCUAUCAUACCUUUCCAAGUGUCCUGAUUUUCCAGGGACCAUUCCAGAAUUAUGAAAGCCAUCCCAGCUUCUGAUUUGAUUCUGAAAUGUCCCCAUUUCCCCCGCCAGUGCUGUCGCCAUUGAGCUUAGGAAGGAGGAUGAGCCGGCCCUUGUCCUGAGUGGCAGCAAGGGAGCAUCCCAUUGCCUCUCCAUGGCCACUGCUGAUGGCCUCCUCCCAUGGGCAGCUCGUAGUGGAUAUGGCUGCUGCCACCAAGGCCCAGCUCUGUACGAUGCGCCGGCUCUGAGAUGCAAACAGAGAGUAGGGCGUGAAGAAAGGGGGAGAGGAGUGGAGCACAAGGAAUCUUGAAUUAUUAUUUUUAAUGCUUUGCGUCUAAUCUUACCCCUUUCUAAAAUGUAUUUAUGGUGUGUGUUUUUCUUUUGGUAAAUCUACGAAUAAUAAAAUCAGGAUUAAGGGGUUUCCUCAGGACAGUGGAAGGCAUCCCGUUGAUGUAGUGCUAGUAGCAUUCACCCUUCUUCUGAUAGGAAAUUUUUGGCGGGGGGGACAGCAAAAAAUGGGGGGGGGUUGAGGAGGGUCAGUUGCGGAGUGGGGGAGUGAGAUAUGUCCCUAUUUUCAUUUGAGGAAUGUCAGAGGGUAUGGGCUAUUGUAGAUUCAGGGCGCUUCCAGUCUUUCACUCUUGGGAGUGGGACCUACCAACAAAUUCAGGCUCUGCCAUGAUAGCUGAUGGUGAAGUCUUGCUCAGCAAACCCAUUUCCCUCAGCGAUCAGACUUUUGCCAAAAGGCAAAUGAUGGGGAAAUGCCCUUGGCUAGCACUUGCUUUGACAAGACGUCAUCUAACCACCCUCCUUGCAAAACAGAUCGCGAUAAAUACUUGGUAAACAGGUGGUUUGGAAGCACCCUCAGGGUAAAAUAAAUAGCACAGCAUACGGGAAGCAGAAAAAGCUUUCAUCCAAACUGCUGGUGAUUUGUGCGGUCUCUCAGGCAGUGAUUCUUGGUGUGAGGCUGUGUACCCUUUAUUCUGCAUCUGGCAUGUUCCCAACCACAGUUUUGCACAACAUUAGCCACACUCCACACCCAUCCUGUCACUUCUUCAGGAAAUGCCGCCUUUUGAGGCAUUCCCACCUCAAACCGGCUUCAAACCGAAUUGAGAAUUGAGCCACCUCGCUGUGUUUAAGCCGGCAAUGUGUGCACAGCAGUUUUAGUUACAAAUACACAGGAGGCACUCUGUGUUCAUUUGUGAAAUAUGAGGGUGAGGGUUACCACUUUCUGGGGUCUGUACCUAUGCCUCAGAGCCAGCCCAAGAUAUUUGGCUGUGUGAGGCAAAAGACAAGGUGGUGCCGCCAACCCUCCCUAUUUCUUGUACAGAUGCCAGCCACUUGAAUCUGAAUUCCAGCACUGGCAACAUCACAACAUCUUCUAUCCACUUGAGGGCGAUAGGCUACGUCAGGGGACAAAGGGCAGGCCACACGGCACGCACCUCUCUUCUCCAAAGCCUUGCCACCGCCACUCUGCUCUGCAGCAUCAGCCAACCAAGGUGGCUGCUUCACUCUGCUUUAUGGGAGGGCUGGUCCUGUUGGUAUGCUUCUAGCAACAGCCUGAACCUGCAGAAAGUAUAUAUUAUAUAUUAUAUUAUUUAUAUAUAUAUAUGGACACAGACCUAAACAGUGUAGAAGGUGUCGCUUGUCCUGAAUCUCCCAACAUUUAGUUUCAUUGGAUGUAAUUAAUUAAAGAACUUUAAUGUCUGCAUCAGGGUCCUGGAUUAAUAUGAGCCUACAGAGGUGAAGUCAGGGCUGGCUCAAGACAUCUUGCUGCCUGAGGUGGACAAAAUGGCACCUCCCAUUCCAUGUAGAGAAGUAGCUUGGAGCACUAACUGAUUCUUAGUUCAACACUGGUGAUGGGAUAGCACACCUGAGGAAAGGAGGCUCACUUAGGGGGCUCUGUAUAACAUAGAGAGCUCUACUUCAACAUCUCAUUGCCCUUCCCUCCGUAUCUGCUACCCAAGGCAGCUGCCCCACUCUGCCUAACAGUAGGGCCAGUCCCGUGUGGAAUGUAGGGAUGGAUAGAUCUGUCAAUUUUGGUUCCCUCUCUCUCUCUCAUUUUUCCAAUGUUGAAUUCAGUUAUCCACAUUUCUGCAGCAAUUUUUGAUUUAUAAAACAAUCAUGAAAAUUUGUCAACAUAUUAGUGUGAACUUCACCUAAUAAACAGGUUUUUGUAUGCAGUUUUUAAUAAGGUACACAUUUUUGCAAGGACUUUACCCCAUGUAACACAUUUUCUAUGUAUGCAUUUUAUCCGCACUUUCGCCUGAUACAAACAUUUCUAUAAGCAAUGUUUGGUUGGAGAACUGCACUGCAAAAUUCAGAGAAGGGUGAAUUUUGAAGGAUUCCUGUGUUUUGGUUCACACAUUGUUUCACAAAGUGUGAAUUAGGUAGGUUUGCCUUGGGCAUCAUUGAGGUCAUACUAUUUCAGGCGCAUGCUGGGAUUCCAGCAAUGUUCUCCUCCAUUGCAACUUGAGAGCCUUUCUCUCACUUCAGCGUACUUUUGUGGUACCUUUGCUUCUAGAUUGAAAUACUGAAGAGCUUCAAACUCUUCAGGGCAUCUAAUGAUCUUAAAAUAUUUAAACCAGAGGGCUGGACCCAGAAGUGGCCUAACCACCACGGGACAUUUCAACAGUAGAACUGACUAGGGAAUGUGCCUCUCUAAUGUCGUAGUUAACUGAAAAUGGAAGAAAAAGAUGGGAUCUUGGACAUCAGUGGAUCUUCCCAUGAUUUUAAAUACAUAUUUAACCCUCCUCUUCUGUCUUUUACCUUCCAUGUUUCCCUUAUGUAUCUUCACUUGCCGCACCAUUCAGAAAUAUGUUGACUGGCUCAUUUACUUAAGGCAUCUGAAUUGUUUUAAUAAAAUAAAAAAUCCCUCAUUCUUAGCCAGGACUUCUGCAUCUUUCAAGAGCAGGAUGACAAGCAGAGUUCAAGAGGUGACAUUUCCCAUCACUUCAUUUCCAUCAGGGAAAAACAUCUUCUUAAAGGCAUGCAGUUAUUUAAGACUGACCAAGAAUGCUUCCUGGUAUUGUUCUCUAGACAGGGGGAAACCUAACAUUGCAUUGACAGCAGACCUAGAGACUGCAACUGGGAUUUUUAAAUGAAAAAAUUAAAUUAAUGUUCACCAAUGUACAAGCUUAUGAACCCUACUGAAAUUGGAAUUACUUCUGAGUUAAUAAGUUUUGUAUUGGAGUAUUAGUGUGACCUCCUGAUGAUUUAUGUUGUCUCCUUUUUGCUUCCACUGAUGGCUUUUAAUGUGUGUCCCGGUGAACUGAGGAUGCGUGAUGGAGGGGGGGACCUCAUGACCAUUUUGCGCUAGAUUCUGCCCCUCUUACUUACUAACACACAUUACACCACACGAAAAGAAAUGUGCUGUUUGCCUCUGAAUCUUUACUGGCAACUGGCCAGAGGGCUGCAAGUCUUCUACACAACCCCAAUCAUUCAACGCAAUAAAUCAACUUCUUCCUUUGAGAAAAAAUAUAUAACUUAAAUGGCUGCCAUUAAGUACCCUUGAGUGUGGAAAUGUGUGAUCAAGGGCUUUCAAAAAGUCGUCAUGGAUUAAGGAUCCAGGGAGUUGAAAACAUACAGGUGAGUGCAGAAGUUAGCAUCCCGAGAAUUGAUUUUCGGUUUUGCAAAACUGUUUCUAGUUGCUCAGAGUCUUGAACGUAUUUGGGCAAUGCCUGGUGGCAUCACAGAAACGGGGGCAGUUUCUGGAUGCGAUUUCUGCUAGUCUAGGCAUGGGGCUUCAGAACCAUGCCAAGCUCCACACCAGAUGGUAGGAUAAGAAAUGCACGGACAUUUGCUUAGCUAACACAUUUUGUGCAAGUCACAAAUAUAGGGUCAGUUUGGCACAGGUUUGCCUUGUCAAAGAUGCCAUCUUGCUCAAAUAAUUUGGCCUUGCACCUGAAAUCACUGCAUCUUUAAAGAUGCAGAAGUCCUGGCUAGGAAUAGGGGAUUUUUUUCUUCUUAUGAUGCAGGCAUUGUGAAGGCCUCUGUUGGUUCUUUCCCCCAUGACUUUUCUUGAUGGCACUGUUUUCCCCAUGCUGGAUAGUGUGUGGGCACAUAUCUUCCUGAUGUUUGGCUCAAAGAGAGCAGAAGCCCAGCUGCUUCUCAGACUUGAGUUAUCAUGAAGGUUUUGUUUGGUUCGAAUCAUGGCAUCCCAAAGGAUGCAACCCUGGAAAUCGCAGCAGGAAACUGGCUUCCCUGCCUCCAGUGGAAACUGGGAAGACAAGGCAUCCAGGAAACAGCUGAGGCAUCAUAGGACCACACUUUUUGAGAAUGAAGGCUGCGGAAAGGCUUCCUCCAUCAGCGGACAGGAAAAACUUUCCCAUCGCUUGUUGGGAUUGAGAAGUGACCUCGACUGCACAUUGUGGUAAGUCAAAGUGGCUUACCAUGAACGAGCAACUGUGCUCAUGCAUGUGCACCUGCCAUGCGUCUCAUUUCCCUAAGCUGAAAACAAGCCAGUGUUGUCUUAGCAUUGUGUGCAAAUCAUUACUUGUGAUUUCUUGCCAAACAAAUGACGAGAGCUAAGAGCAAACCUUGAUUUUGUUCAUUUUAACUGAUUUGACUGCCAGUUUUACCUAUUCCUUUUGCGCUAAGUGUUGCAUUAAUAUUAUCUUAUUAUUUAAAAUAAUAACAAAUCAAUAAAAAUAAUAACAUAGAACAAUAAUUAAUAUUUAUUUGUGCGUGUAUGAUCUGCAAUCUGCCCUAGGCUCAGGAAAGAUGAAGGGUAUGAUAAAACUUUCUAAAUAAAUAAAGUUAUGUGCUUGCUUCCCUUCCAGUUUGUCCUCUAAACUGAGUAAUGUAACGUGCUUAAGAUGUAAGGUCUAAUUAAGAUAUGCAAACUGGAUAAUAUUAUUAUUUUUAUUAAAAAAAACAUUUUGAGGUGAGGUGAGCAGUACUGUACACAGUAUUCUAAAUGUGGUUGCACCAUAGAUUGAUAUAAUGUCAGUUUUAUUUUCAAAUCAUGGUAAUGAUCUGAGGAGAAACCAAGGUACCCUGGUUUCUCUUUAGAUCGCAUAAAUCUUUUGCCUUCUACUAAAGAUUUCUGUGGAGAAAUCAUUGUAUCAGGGUUGGCAGCUACCAUAAUUUUUCUCUCUCUCCCUCCUUCCUUCCUUCCUUCCUUCCUUCCUUCCUUCCUUCCUUCCUUGAUAGAUACAUACAUAUGUGAGGGGAUAGGUCUAUUGGUGGCUUCUACCUUUGAGAGCCAGAAGAUUGUAUUCUAAAGUCUAACAACAAGAGAGAUUUGCAGACAUUUCCUGCGAUGAACAUCCCUAGGAUGUCCGGCUGCCACACAAGACAGUAUGCUGAUCUAGAACGCCAUGCCUGAACUUUACAUGAAUGGGUGGAAUUCUCCUGGACCAAACUGCUGAUUUCUUACUUGUAUUUUCUACCCAGCAGACACUGCUGGGUUAAUGUGUAGCCCAGAGAGUAAACAUUUUUGCCUCGUGUGUCUCCUCACUACCAGGAACAGAAUCUCCUGAAAUUGUUAUUUUUGGCUCUGUCCUUUGUAGGGUGACAAAGGGUAAUCGAUGCCCUUGGCAGUGGUGGUGAGGAAGGAGGCAGAGAUAGGAAAGGAGGAGGGUGCUGGGGGAGGGAAGGAGCAAAGGUGGUUUAAAGGCAGAAGUUGGCAAGAGGGUUGUUUUUCUAGGAAUUUUUUUUUAAAGGCCCGUGUUUUGGGAAGAAGGUUCUUUGUCUACCUGUUGCUGACCCGAGUCUGAUGUAAAGGGAAAAGUACUUUGUGUCACUUUCUUUGGCAGUAAGCAAAGGGAACCAAUUAAGAUUAAAAACACGCCUUUAAAUGAGUAUUGGUGAUGGUGACGAAGAAGACAUUUGAAAAUUGACGGAUGGGACAAAACACAAUCUCCGCCUCAUACCUGGGAAUUUGGUUGCUAGGCAACAGAAAAGCUACAAUGCUUCUCUCCUCAUCUUAUGGUUUGCUAAGUAAAAAAAAAUAAGAAAAGGAAGCCCCAGGAUGCAGUGCUCCAUUCAUUUUAGUUGCCAGGCAACAGAGUCUACAGCUAACUGUGUCCCCCUCUUGUGGUGGUUAUUAACCAUUGUAAGUAUUAUCAGGUAUUAGGGUUGCUUCUUUAAUGCAGGGCUGAGGAACCAGCGGCCUUCCAGAUGAUAAAACUCACGCUUACCUCAGCUCCAACCAUUAUGGUCAAUGACAUGGGAUGAUGGGAACUGUAGUCCAGCAACAUUUAGAGGGCUGCAGGUUUCCACCCUUGAUGUAGUAGAAGGCACUGAAUUUUGCCUUUUUCAUGGUGUGGAAACCUGCAUUACCAAUUUGGUUCUGUUCUUUUUCACAAAUACUGUCUCUCUACCUCCCCAAAUAUGUUUUAAUUUCCCUUUGUCCUUCCCCCUCAAUCAGGCAUGGUCUCCCUUGCUGGCUUUGAUGAAACAGCUGCCGACUUGUUCUGGAUUGACUUUCUCUCUACUCUGCCUCCACUUUCAUAAUCAAAGGCUGAGGCCUUUCUGUUUUCCCAGUGAAUAUUAGCCAAAUCUGCCCAGGCCAAAAUGUGAUGAAUUAUUAUUAUUAUUGAUGAUGAUGAUGAUGAUGAUGAUGAUAAUAAUAAUAAUAAGGCUUUAAAAACAACAACAAACUACUAGAUAACUAAUGAAGGGCAGGUGUGCUGGUGGUGCUUAGCCAUCCAAACCAGAUGGACAGUCUACUAGCAAGGAGUCUACCACUCAAGCAGCGGUUGUUUAGGGAGAUGAUUCUGGGUGGGGUGGCUGUAUAAAUGUAGCCAUAAAUGUCAUCUGAGGUUGGCCAUGGGAUUUUUUGCAUUGUUACAGAAGAAACUUGAGUAUGACGCUCAGAUUUUCUGCUGACACUGCAAAAGGGCCACGUGUGCACCUUUUGGAAUGUGCAAAGACAACUGAGCCACUUACCAGUAGUAUGUCUCCGACAGGAAUGGCUCACCAUUUGAGAUGUUGCACGUCUGAUAGUUGUUGAGAGACUUUCAUGCGGUGCCAGUUUGACAUGUCUCAAUGCUGCCAGGGUUUGAAAAUACGUUUUUGCCAAUUCCCUCCUUCUAAAAUACACGAUUCCUUUUGCUGAAAAGUUGGUCAUCUCUACACUGCCACAUUCUGGAGAUUAAUUAGCAGAGUGUAGAUAGCUUCCUGCUUGGGAACCACACUUUGCAGACCCUCCAUGUGUCCCUAUUUUCCAGGGACGUCCGUGAUUUAGAGAAGCCGUCCCAGUUUCUGAUUUGAUCCCGGAAUGUCCCAUUUUUCCUUAGGACGUCCCAAUUUUCAUUGGAGAAAUGUUGGAGGGCAUGACUUUGGUAUUUUAUUAGAAAGCAGAAUCUUGAGUUUCUGAAACUCAGCAUGGAAAAACCAUGCUAAAGGCAGCAUCUUCAUGUGGACCUCCUCCUGUCUUUGCUGGUAAAGAAGCACGCAAAUUUGCAGAUUCCAAAGAGGCCUCAUUCAUAGCAUUGCCAACUUUGUUUUGUUGCUGACAAGGGCUUCUGUGCCUGUAAUGAGAAGCAAACCAUUAGCUGGUGCAGCUUUGCCCCCUCAAGUGCAUCUGCAUGCCGGGAGAAAUUUCAUUUGGUGAAUUUACAUUUUCCAUCUGUUAAAGGCAAAAGAGCUGUGUGAGGGGAGGAAAGGCGGCAACACUAAUUAUUCAGACAAUAAAUGGCAAAGCAGUAUAUUCUGUUACAGCAGUUAAAAAUAUGGCGAGCCACUGAUAACUGGAGUGCAGAGUACUGGGCUUGACAGACAUAUGGCAUGAUUUGGUGUCAGCCACAUUCACGCAAUAUGUAUUUAUAUGAAGGGAAAAGGCCCUGUUAUAAAUAUGAAGUAUUUUGGCCUUUUAAAAAUUGUCCUAUGUAACUUGGUGACUCCAUAUCCGGGAGAUUUUUCUGAAACCACUAGACUUUAUACUUUUGGUCUAUGAGGAUUAAAAUAAGGGACACACACACACACACACACUAGUGAGUAGUUCUUUUUAAGCUCAUACCUACAUCCCACCUAGGCAGAAUGGUUCUGUGACGCCAAGCCAGAAAAUUGUUAUUUCUGCUCUUGAAUCCAAAUAACCUUGCUUAAUGAAUUGGGAUGUGAGACUGCUGACUUUUGCCGCAUGAGGAACACUGACAAAUUGGGAAUCGGGCCUUUUUCAUGGUGCAGUCUAGGAAAUUAGGGCCAGCUUUUGCUUCCAGAUCUGCAUCUGUGAUCAAAUUUCCUUUCCCAAUUGUGGCCAGUUCCUCCCUCCCUCCCUCUCUCCUCCUCCUUUCCACGUUCCAGUGACCUUAUUUUAAAAAGGUUCUGUUUGUAUCUGGCUCCAUUCAAAAUGUUUUUAUUUGCUCCCAUUUAAAUUCAACACUCUUUGAGAUCGAGAGAGAAAGGGAGAAACUUCAAUUUUUGCAGAACAGGCCAAGACCACUUCCUCUGCCCCAAGCAGUUUCCGUAAUGGGCACCAGAAACGCAAACAUUUCUGCAUGUUACGCAGUUUGGUCAGGCUGGGGUUUGGGGGAUGCAUUUGAAGCUUAUCCCACAAUCCCACAAGGUAUGUAGCCACUCUUUUUAACCUACCCACUAUUUCUGCAGCCUGACAAGUUUUGUAGUGUAAAAGAAGAUCAGCAACAAGUUAAACUCAGGCUAACUUCUAAGGCUAACUUCUGUCCUCCAGCAUGUCAAAAGCCACCACAUGGAUUUAACCAGGCCUGGAGUUGUUUCAGCUGCUAAGGCCGACCCUCCAAGUAUCCCUAUUUUUCAGGGACAGCCCGAGAUUUACAGAAGCUGUCCCAGUUUCUGAUUUGAUCCUGGAAUAUCCUGCUUUUCCUCAGAACGCCCCUAUUUUCAUUGGAGAAAUGUUGGCGGGGACACUGUGGCUUCCUUGAAAGGCCCCUGGUAAUAGUCGUAUACACAUGAAGCAGAGGAGUUAUUGAGAAACCCUUAGCCUGGCUUUCGGAACUAUAAUUCCCAGGUGUGUCUAGGCAGAAGGAUGUAAAAAGGAAAGGCAGCCGUGCUGGUCCAAAAAACUCCAAAAUCCACAGCUAGGAAACAGCCUUUUUUAGAACCAACAAAAAAUGCCGCAAAAUACUGAGGGAGCUUUCAUGUUUCAGAAGGAGGGAGGGACCUUUAGAUCAUUUGACAUUUGCAAGCGUAGGCCUUGACAGGCCUCUUGGCUGGUAUUCUGGAGGGCAGCCCUUCUUUUGAAGAUUCCUUUCCAUGGGAAACAAUGAACAGAAGGGGGAGGGCAGGCUGAGAAAGGAAACAGCAAAAGAAAUUUUACCAGCUACUGGUACCAGACUUUAACCCUGAGGGGAAGCGGGCUGCAGCAGGGCAGUCCUGUACAUCUUUCAGUGCAUCUCAGAACAGGGAAAUUAAUUUACAACAGACAUGGCCAUCAUUUCAGUUUCACCUCACAUUAUCUCUUCAGCAAUGACUACUUCUCUAAGAAAAGCCACAGCUUCAAGCAAGACUAGGGUUGUUUCCAGAUAGGAAAUCUUGUGUUGCUCAUGCCCACAAGUGUUUUCUGUUUCAGGGUCCACAUGACAUUGUUGUCCUCAAAUGCCAAACCAUACUUUUUAAACAUUAAAUCAGGAUUUCCCCUUGUUGCUUCAUGUCUGUAAAAACCGGGCCUGAGGUAGUAGAGUUGAGAAUGUCUUUAACCUGAGAGAGAGAGAUUGUGUAGACAGUUUCAGGCUAGAUUGGCCUUCUCCAACCUGAUGGCCAUAGUGGGUUGUUGUUACGUACUGAAGUUUUCACCCUGGGCCAGCAGGGGGAUACUGUAGAUAGUUUUCACUCAGGUCCACAUAUGCAAAUAAGGGAUUGAAAGUGACGUUCAGUGAUUGGAUAGUUACAGAAAGUGGUUACUGUUGCAUUGUAGUGGAGCUCUAUAUAAGCAGGCUGGCUGAACCCUUCAGUUCAGUUCUGUUCUGGCCUGUGAAUAAACAAGAGCUGUUUGAAGAAUCGCUGUGUCGUCUGAUAUGUUCACCCACAACUUAACAGUUAUAGUGUUCCAUCUAGCUCAGUAUUGUUUACACUGACAGGCAGCAGCUCUCCAGGGUUUCCCAGCCCCACCCAGAGAUGCCAGGGAUCAUUCUGCAUGCAAAGCUGAUGCUCUGCCACUGUGGUAUAGCCCUUGUCAGCCAAAACAUCUGGAGGGCAGCAGGUUGGGAAAGGCUAGGCCGAGCCAGAUUGUGUGCCCAGGGAAAGACACCAAGCUUACUUCCCACCUAACCAAUAAACUGGUUACAUCCCACUUCUGGAAUUGUGUUUAACCCAGAAUGGAAUCCCACACUUAGUUUUUGCUGGCUUAGUAGAAGGCAACGAUCAGUCUUUCCCAAAGUUAGCCUCUUCUGUGUUCUUCCAAGGUUUCUAUUUGAUAAGAAGAAACAUAAAUUCAAGGCACAACCAGUGCUCAGUUGCCUUCAGUAUCCUGUGUGGACAGCCCUGUUCUUGGUAUAUCUUUCUUUCUCGCCUUUUCUUCUCAGUUUCCAUUUGCUCCACACUGAAAUCUUCAGGAUAAAAUGGGAUACCCGUCCCUGGAUAAUCGAGGGUCGUCAGCUGUGUUUUUCUUCCAACGGCUUGUAGAAGCAAUAUUUCAGGCCUACCCUCUGCGGAGCUAGCCUACCUCACUCUGACAGUGCUAAAACAUGUCCUGUAACGUUCAAAGGCUUCCACAGAGGGGUCCCUGUUCAGUUUCAUUCAAAAGAGCUGGCAAGAGGCCUGGGGUUCUUCUGGCAGACAGUUUUGUUUCAGUCUGCCAGGGUUGCUCAUCCUCAAAGCAAAAGCGCCACGGAACGCUUUUCGUUCGCAGAGAUCGAUAAUUCGAUGCAGACGGCAGCGGGCGUGGGAGCGUGCGCUUCGCGGCAUGACAUCUUGACCUUGCAGCUGCAGAUAAGUUCAGCAAGAAGAGCGAAGGAGAACACACACGCACACACAUGCACAUUGGGGAGAAAUAAUGUUUACUCUACCAAAAUAUGAAGCUUUAAAUGCCCUGGCUUCACAGCAUCCUGGGCUUGCUUCCCCUUUCAAGAAAUGUCAAACUAAGCAGAUGUGCUCUCUUGACACUCGCCUCCCCGUCUGCCAACAUCUGGUUAUUCCACCGCUGGAAUCACAUUUAACCCAGAAAGCUUAUUGCCAAGACUCUACGCGGCUGAAAUUCGCUUUUGGCCUUUCCCCCUCCCACCCAGCUCCCCUUUCAUGUUGUCAAACAAGCUACAGUUUGCAACUUGCCAGGACUAAGCAUGGGGUUCCUUGACGCUUACCUGUUCAGUGUGGUGCAAUGCUGGAUCUCCUCAAUGGCCAGGCAGCCUGGCCAUCCAGGAGACCAGGGCACACAGGAGGGAUAGCUCAGUUGGUAGAGCAUGGGACACUUAAUCUCAGGGCCGUGUGUCUGAGCCCCACAUUGGGUGGAAUAUUUCUGCAUUGCAGUGGGUUGUACUAGAUGAUCCUUGUAGUCCCUUCCAGCUUUAUGAUUCUAUGAUCUAUAAACUGGCUACUGAAUGUGGAAACAUCCUACCCUGGCUCUCUGAAAAUAUGGUUGGUGAAGAAACGUCGUAUAAGGGGAGUGAAGCUACCGAUCUGACAACGGGAAACACAUAAGAGCUCACAGAGACAGUGCCCAAGGACAGUAAAAAAAUGCAGGCAGCAGAGUUGGUCAAGAUACACCUGUCUUUCUGCCUGUGUGUGUAUUGGGGUGUGUGUGUACACUCACAUGCAUAUACUCACCAAAAAGUAGCAGUACAUUGCAUAAUGCGGGUUGCGGGACGCGGGUGGCGCUGUGGUCUAAAUCAAUGAGUCUAGGGCCUGCCGAUCAGAAGGUUGGUGGUUCGAAUCCCCGCGACAAGGUGAGCUCCCGUUGCUCAGUCUCAGCUUCUGCCAACCUAGCAGUUCGAAAGCGUGUCAAAAGUGCAAGCAGAUAGAUGGGUACUGCUCCGGCGGGAAGGUAAACGGCGUUUCCGUGUGCUGCUCUGGUUCGCCAGAAGCGGAUUAGUCAUGCUGGCUACGUGACCCAGAAGCUGUACGCUGGCUUCCUUCACCAGUAAAGCGAGAUGAGCGCCACAACCCCAGAGUCGUCCACGACUGGACCUAACAGUCAGGGGUCCCUUUUACUUUACCUUUACCUUACUUAUACCUUUACAUUGCAUAAAAUCAAAUUUAUUAGGAUUAGCAUUACUGCCAUGCUGAGUGAACAGUUUCCUGGGAGUAAGCUGCACUGAACUCUGUUGUGUUUACUUCUGACUGCAUAAAUUUGGCCUGCAAGAUACUUCAAGCUUUGACAAAAGGUUUCCAGCCAGCUGAAUUGCAAGCUUUAGCUUUUAAUUAGAAGUGCAAACUGUCUUGCAAAGAAGUGCUGCUGGCCUAGGGUGUGAUUGGCUGUGGUGAUCUUUGUUUUCGUGUGUGAGUGAGGUGGGUGGGUGUUUUGGAUCAGGUUAGCCAUAUUGAUUUGUAUGCUGUUGGUGGAUUAUUGUCAUUGUCUUGUUGGGCUGUGUAUGUGAUAAAGGGGAGCCAUACCGGGGUGAAGGCGUCUUCUUCUGUUUGUCCCCGUGUCAGUUUCAGUUUAUUAGUUAAUUUUUCUAGUAGGGCUGUUUCCCAUACUAUUUGGUACCAUUGGUCCAUGCUUACUCCUGACAGGUCUCUCCAGUGUCUGGUUAUGGUGUUUCUGGCUGCUGAAAGUAGGUGGGUUAUGAGUUCUUUGUGGUGUAAAUGGGCAUUGUUGUCUUGGAAGAUGUUUAGUAGGGCCAAUUCUGGGGUGAUAUCUCACCACCAAAGGAACACAAGUAACGCUGACACCAAACUCUACAUACAUUAAGCAUAAUAGAAACAUUGCCAACCGACCCCACCCCCAUCCAUCUUCCCUCCCCCCUCCCCCCACUCCCCCUUUCUUUUUCCUUUCUUUCUUUCUUUCUUUUUUUUCUUCUCCCCCUAAUGCCUCAACAAAUGAAAUGGAUUUGUAAAAAUGUUACAUGGAAAAAAAUUACGAGGCAUUACACUUACUUCUGUAAAACAAGAAAAUCCUUAAUAAAAAUAUUAGGGGGAAAAAAAAGAAAAAGAAUUCAACCUCAAAAAAGAAAAAAGAAAAGAAGUGCUACUAUUUUAAACGACUAGUGCGAAGUAGGAUCCCUGUAAAAGGAAAGAAGUAUUUUGCCUUUGCUUGAUUAUCCUCCUCAUUCUCCCAUUUCAUUAUUGACCUUUUAUUGGUAUUUCUAUUCUUUGUAUAUCGUAUUGUUGUUUUAUUGCUAUGGCCAAUGGCUGACACAAAUAAAGAUUCAUCCAUUCAUUCCCAUCCCAAUUCAUCUAUGGUAACCGGCCACAACAGACCUGAAAGCCCCAUUAUCACUUCAUUCCCUUGACAGAGUAAGGAGGGCCCAUCAAUUGCCCUGAUGUUCACACAGAUAAUGCCAUGCCCCUGCUUUUUGGGGGGGGGGGUGAGCCAUUGAAAUUUGCUGCUUUGUGUUCCCUUUCCAAGGAGUCCUGCUCCUGUCCCCCCCCCAGCACCUGGUAAUUGGAACUAUACUGCUUCCAUAUAAGGAGGUUCUCCUCUGUUUUUAUGGCUUUUUUCCUGUUUGUUUAACAAUUCUAGCCUUAUUUGUAAUGCUUUCCACAAAUUUACUGUGGACAGGCAGGUCUGUUAUUUCUUUAAAUACCCGCAAACGCUUAAAAAACAAACAGACUGCUGUUAACUCUGGCCACUUUCCAGUUACAUUGCAUUACUUAAUCGUUCAGGAUGAAUAAUCAAACCAGUGGUUUUCAAACAUUCUGCCUUCGGGAAACAUUUUCCACAUUGAUUUCCACAUUGAUUCUGCAGAGUCAUGCAAUAGGUCAUCAUACUAAGCCACCUAAUGGCUUAGUGCAGGACACAGGCUGUUUUGGAGAGGACAGGCGUACAUGCAUCUCAGUAAAGUCUUGAUCAGGCAAUAGUAGGUCACAAUAUUGCCCCAUACGGUGGCCACAUACACAUCAGCAGCAGAAGAGGAGGAAAUGCGUCACCAAAAAAAGAAGUCAAAAGAGUAUACCAAUUUACAUGAAAUUUGCAUGCAGUGAUUCAUAUGUAUAAAUGCAAAUUGAAAAAUAACUAAUUUAAACAGAAAUGCAACACAUAGCUGGAGGAGGGGGAACUGUGACCAAGUUCUAUUUAGGUGCCAACUGUUGAUGGGCAACUUCAAGAGCUCUGCUCUCUCUUCUUAGGGUUCUUUUACACCAGACAGCGCUUGAGAGAUCUAUCCUCUGUAUGACUAGCACUGUGCUCUGGAAUCCACUCAACUCGGAGAGAGACAGUGUGGUGUAGUGGUUAGACUGUUGGACUAGGACAGUCUAGGUUCAGAUCCCCACCUGGCCACGACUAUGCAACAGGCACUCUGUGGCACCUGUAAUAGUGCCUGUUCUGCAGAUCAAAGUGAAUACCGUAUUUUUCGCUCUAUAACACGCACCCGACCAUAACAUGCACAUAGUUUUUAGAGGAGGAAAAUCCGUAGGCAUGCCACCCAUAAGCAUUCCCUCCAUAACACGCACAGACAUUUCCCCUUACUUUUUAGGAGGAAAAAAGUGAGUGUUAUGGUGCAAAAAAUACGGUAAGUGGGCAUAAAUGAUAAGAGUACACCACCUUGAGCUCCCCAGAGGAAAAAGUGGGCUAUAAAUGUGAAGAACAAAUAACAAAAUACAGUGGUACCUUGGGUUACAUACGCUUCAGGUUACAUAUGCUUCAGGUUACAGACUCCACUAACCCAGAAAUAGUGCUUCAGAUUAAGAACUUUGCUUCAGGAUGAGAACAGAAAUGGUGCUCCGGCGGCGCUGCAGCAGCAGGAGGCCCCAUUAUCUAAAGUGGUGCUUCAGGUUAAGAACAGUUUCAGGUUAAGUACGGACCUCCAGAACGAAUUAAAUACUUAAUCCCAGGUACCACUGUAAAGGAAAACUCAUAAAUUUCAGGCAAGGUGUCUUUUAGAAAAACUUCUCCACUGCUCCUGCUCAUAUGACAAACGUUUCCAAAGGACAUCAGGGUUCCUUAACAGUUUCUGAAUUAAUCUGAAUUAAAUCAACCCAAUAAAAAAAGAGGAAAGGUAGGGACAGAUAGGCUAAGCUGAUCUGCCCAAAUCCACACAAGGAAAUCUGUGGCACUGCAGGGAUGUAAGCCUUCUAUGCCCCCAGGCAGCCUGCAAGCACCGCAUGCCAAUCUCCCCUCAACAGGGUUCUGCUUCAGGGCCUUGGUGGGAGACCGCAGCCUCCUUUAAACUUCAAGCAGCUGUUUCCCUGGCACAGUGCCUUCUGAUUGCUAUGGUUUAAGAGGCACAUAAAUAGAAGUAGGGGAGGGAAGUGGGUGAUGACUUUACAAUGGUUACCAAGCUUUUUCUGGGGUAGCUGCUGAGCACCCUUGACCUACAGCCUGUUGGGAAAGGUGUUUGUACCUUUUGGCUAUGAGAAUAAAGGGACUGGUUGACAGGGCCGACCCCAUCAUUGGGCAGAGUGACGCAGCUGCCUCAGUCAAGGAACGUUUGGGAUAGGGAAGAGCAAUGAUGCCUUGGAAGACAAGGUUAUGUGUGUGCCCCGUAAGCUUAGUCUGUUGCCCUCAGGCCUGUUGUUGUCCUGCUGGCAGUGUUGAAGUGAGGUUCAACUGCUGCUCCAGCUGGCUUCUGUGCGUGAAAUUUGGGGUGUGGGUUUGUGGGGCGCCACCCUGUCCUUAGUCCCAGGCAGCAGCAUGUCUUGGGCUGAUCCUGCUGCCUGGUUAAGCUUAAAUCAGCUUUAACAAGAUGUUUCCUCUCCCUCCACGCCUCCACUUCUCCCAAAGCGUCCAAAGCAGCCGCCGCUAAGUGCAAUUGAUGCAUUCCUCAAGUUGUUUUAGGAUGUUGCUUCUUUUACCACUUCCUAUAUUUAGCAUUUUUAAUUUUGCUCUUAAAUUUGAGCAAUUUCACCACAUUGCAUGAGUGCCAAUUAAAAGCUGCCUUUUCCCCCAUUUUUUAUUAUCGUUCAGUGAUCUAAAAGCUGUCUAGAAUAAGCAGUGAACUAUUCUUAAGCCUAGUUCUCACAGGUGAGUUUUUUGGCCAAUUCUACAACAUUUUUGCUUGAGUUCAAGGGAUUACAUUUGAAAAACAGACAGCUGUCUUCCAAGACUAGAGAAAUAUGGCCCUCCUUUGCUGCAGCUUCCAGAAAUUUAUACCCCAAUGAAGUCAAAUCCAGGGUUCUCUUGUUGGAACCUUUCUAGAAUCAGCUUCCUCUGGUUCUGGACCCAAGGAUCAGCAGCAUACUCAUUCUCAAGCAAAGAACUUGUUGUCUUUUUUGUCAAGGUGAUUUGUAUCAGUUCCUGGUCCUCUAGUGUACAUGUUGCUUCAUCCUCGACACUCCUUGCGUGGGUCCCCUGAGGCAUGUCCACCUCAAUGAACACCUAUUCCAUGGUCUGGUACCAGCGGUAUCGGGGGCGGGGGGCGGCGGGCGCAUGGCACCAGACUGCUGCGCUCUUCAAACGGUGCCGAGACCCACUCAGCGGGUGCCUCGCUUCAUUCCCCCCACCACGACCUCAGCUCCCUAAAAGCUGCCUUUUAAAAAACAUUGCAGGGUGCUAAAAUGUGGGUGUAUCUGGAGAGACAGUGGGGGUAGCCAUAGCCCUGGGUCAGCGGGCAGGAAGAAAUCAGGCAGGGAGGGAAGGACACCACUGCAAACACAUAUGGACACCACCGCGAGCACAUAUGGACUCACCCGCCAAAAGCGGGAGGUGGGGGGGGCACUGAGCCAACAAUAAUGUUUAUGAAAGCCUCUCGCCUGUGUUGUUAACUCUUCAGCUUCUGCUGGGAAUCUUAACUCUUUGGCUGCUUUUUCAUCCUUAGUUGAAAUAGUGCAGAUGAUGAUGGUGAUUUAAUUUAAGAUAGAUGGUUUUGUGCCAAUUAAAUUAAACAAACAGAGAUACAGACUAUUGUGCUAAAAUGGCCAAGGAUAGAGCUCAGAGGGUUAAAUGUGGCCAGGCUUCUCAAUCUGGCCCUUGGGAUCCUCACCAGCUACGGUGCCUUUCCCUAGGCUAUCAUCCCUCACUGGUCCUGCUUCCCACCCUCCUUGAGUGUUUUUGCUGGCCUGAAAUGUGUCCUUGAAUUCAGAUAAUGCUUCUUGCUUGCCCGGUUGGAUGACAGAGAGGGAGGUUCAAGUGCCUGCAGAAAGCAGCCUACUAUACAACAGUAAAAUUCACCUUCAUUGCUUUGCCUUAUUUUGCAUCUGGCUACCAUUGGCACUUUGCCCCAGAAAGGAUGCCUAGAAACCUUUUUGUUUUGAAAAAGGUUUCCCACCUUUGGUGUGGAGGGAAAUGAAGGUUCAUCCAGGUGAGGAGGUGAAGAGGCAUGGUGCCAGAGCCUGGCCUCCUAAAAUGUCAAAACUCCACCUCUUCAUAGGCUUCAUCUGCACUAUACAUUUAAAGCAGCGUCAUACCACUUUGUACAGUCACGGUGUCCUCCAAAGAAUCCUGGAAACUGUAGUUCUUUAAGGCUGCUGGAAGUUGUUAGGAGAACCUUGAAUACUCCUCAUCUUUGUAGGAGGCAAGUCAGAGGAAUUAAGGCAGACAGUAGUGACAAGAGAUGAAGUUCAAGGCCUAAUAGACAAAAUUUAAAACUGGCAAAUCACCAGGUCUGGAUGGCAUCCACCUGAGCGUUCUAAAAGAACUGCAAUGUGAAACUGAUGGUCUUCUAACAAAAUAUGUAACUUGUCCCUCAGAUCAGCCUCCAUCCCUGAGCACUGAAAAAUAGCCAAUAUAACCCAAUUUUUUAAAAAAGGGAUCCAGGGGGGAAUCCUGGAGAUUACAGAAGAGUUAGUUUAACAUCUGUCCCAGGAAAACUGGUGGAAAUAUAAAAUAAACAAGCAUACAGAAGAACAAGCCUUGCUGAAGCACAGCUAGCAUGGUUUCUGAAAGGGCAAGUCCUGUUUCACAAACUUAUUAAAGUUCUUUGAGAAUAUCAAGCAUAUAGACAGAGGUGAAUGGGUUGAUAUUGGAUGCUUAGUAGUCAGGGAAUAAGAUGAGAGGUCCUCUUGUGGAUCAGGAAUUGGCUAAGUUGCAGGAAGUAAAGUAUAGGAAUAAAUGGACAGUUCUCCAAAUGAAGAGAAGUAGAAAGUGGAGUCCCCCAAGGAUCAGUAUUGGAAACUGUGCCUUUUAACUUGUUCAUAAACAAUCUAGAGUUAGGAAUGAGCAGCAUGGUGGCCAAGUUUGCUGAUGAUAAUAAAUUGUUCAGGGUUACUGAAACAAAGAGAAAUUGUGAGGCACUCCAAAAAGACCUUUCCAAACCCAGAGAGUGGGUGGUAAAAUGACAAAUGCAAUUCAGUGUAAUAAGUGUGAAGUUAUGCAUGUCAUAGCAAAAAAUAUAUUUAAUUUCACAUCUAUGUUCGAGACCUUGAGGUCAUAGUAGAUAGCUCAGUGAAGACAUUGAUCCGGUAUGCAGCAGCUGCAGAGAAGUCAAAUUCCAUACUAGGGAUCAUUAGGAAAGGAGUUGAAAAUAAAACUGCCAAUAUCAUGCUGUUAUACAAAUCAAUGGUUCAAUUGCAUUUUGAAUACUAUGUACAGUUUGGGUCAGCUCACCUCAAAAAUAUUACUGGAGAUUCGGAAAAAGGCAACCCAAAUGAUUCAGGGGGUGGAGCAAUUCCCUGUAUGAGGAAAAGCUGUCGUGUUUGAGACUUUUUAGUUUAGGGAAAAGGUGAGGAAGAGGUGACAUGAUCAAAGUUCAGGGCUUUUUUUCUGGGAGGGGUACGCAGGGGUACGCAUAGCCCUAAACAUUUUGUGAAUCUUUGUACUUUUGUUCAUUUACAUAACCCUCUGUUUACGUAAACAUUGGGAUGCGCGGGUGGCAUACCCGGAAGUAUUUUACCGGGUUUCACCGCACGUGCAUGCAUUCCACAUCUAUGCUUAACUAUUAUUUUUUUCUUCUAAUUUUAUCCCCAUCUCUACUAAUUGCAAAGGUUUAAUCAAAGCCUGCUAAUGUACCAAUAUCUACCAUAUUUUGCACAUAAACAAUAACAAUUUCCUGGACUACUUCCCGUUCUUUUCCCUGACUUUGGCGUACUUAAAUUUCAUCAGAAGACAUCUGUCAAUAUUAAGGCAAGUUCCAGAUCCAGCUCGCCUUCCCUCCAAACUUUUCUCUGUAUCCUCUCUGUUUUGUUUUGUUUACAGGGAGGUUGUGCAGCAGAGCUUUCCAAACUGUGUGUCGCGACAUGUUACGUGUGUCAGCUUGCAGUCUGUAGGUGUGCCAUGUGAACACUCCCCGUGAUCCUCCCAGGGUUGGAAAGGGGUUAGUUUAACCUCUGGUUUGCUAGUAAAACUGAAUUGCUAAAUGAUACAUGUCUAAAAAGUGUGUCACCAACAUGAAAAGCUUGGAAAGUUCUGUUGUACAAUGUCAUGUCAAGAAAUUGCCAUCCUAUAAUUUCCUGUGCAUUUUUUCAUCGCUUUCCUUAUUGCAGAAAGUCUGUGGUUUUUUUGUUUUUGUUUUCAAUAAGAAGUGGGUUUGUUGUGCAAAAGUGCAAAAUCCACUUUAAUUUCAUAACUUGAAUUUGCCUGUAUCCGCUUGAAUCCCACUAAUAAAAUAGCAACAGGAGCCUAGAAUGUAAUAUUAUUAGUUGCUGGUAUGCAAGACUUUUCAAGCUGCAUCUAAUUCAACUUCAUUAUAUCACCGGUAGUUGGAAAAUGUGUGGGCUGUUGGAGAUUUUUCACUGUUUUUGGUGAGAGCACCCACUGAAACAGACUUAUUGGGAACAGAUUUUACAAACACACGGCUUUAUUCUACGUAGGCCAACAGAGAAAUAUCCUAACAUCAUUCUGUUUCAUUUGUUGCCAUCUGAGAGCCCACUGCUUCCACAUAAAGCUCUAUUUUUCAGUAUUUUGUUGGCAGUCAAAGUGGAUUUAGCUUGUAAGGGAAGUGGUUACUUCCUCUACCCCGAACCGGUAGAUGGAUUACGGGAUAUAAUAAUUAUGCUGGUUAACUUGCCAGGUUUGAAGAAUGAGGGGACAGGGAGGAAUCUGAUUCCUUUUUAUGAGCUGUGGGUUGCAUUUCCCACUUUUCUGGCAGCCCAAGAAGGCAAUAUACAUGCACUCCUGACAGAUUCAGAUUUAUUUCUUCUCACUUAACGGAAACCUUAUUAUUAAUGCCCUUCAUCAGUCACUGGCUCAAAAUACAUUUCUUUUUCUUCCGGAUGACUUAUUUUAGUUAUUAUUUCAGUCUGAGAACGAGUGUAUUGUUUGUUAAACUGUACUGCUGAUAUCAGGUUUUUGAUGUAUGGUAUUAUGGCCCACUUCCAUACACUCCCCCCCCCCCACUUUAAAAUAGGUUUGCUGCUUCCCUACUUUCCUUCCUGCUUGUCUUGCACCCAGUCACAAGCAUUUAAACAGAAAACCAAAGAUGAGCUCUGCGUAAACAGACAGUGUUUACAUGUAAUCUUAGCCAGAGGCAUUAUCAAUACACGCUUCCUUGCUGUAAAGUCAGAGCACCUUAGGAAAACCUGAGCCUUUCCAGAGAGACACAGCUUGGGCUUUAUCACCUAACAGACAGUUUUAGGAUCCCUAACAUUUGGCACUAAUGGAAGUCAAGCGCUACACUAAAGAGGCUUAGAUCCUGCAGAAUAAACUCUGCAUGUGGCUUAUGUUUUCUUACUUUGUACCAUUUAUUUUGGUUCCCAGAGCCAGGCUUUCAAAGAUUUUGGAGACUGGGGCGAAACGGAGGAAGGGGGUGGUCUGAAGAUUGUCAGUAGGUGUGCUGCUAGUAGAGAAGCCAGUAUCCAGAAGCUAUGCAGUUGAGUGACAAUCUAUUCUAUGUCCACUGAAAGUCCUGCUCCCCCAUACCCACUUCCUAUCUGCAACUGUUUUUCUCUCGUAGUCAUAUGGGCUAGAAGCUUAUUUUUCAACAAAAGCUAAGAUGUUCAAGGUUCUGCUGUCGCCAUCACCAUUAUUUCCAGCACCAUCAACGUGCACAGUGCUUUGCAGAGUCCUGCUCUCUGUCCCAAAUUGCCUGGGAUUGUCACGACUAUCUGCUGAUAAUCCUAGGUACCCUUGCUGUUGCAAGGAAAUCCUUUAUUUAUUUUUUAACCCUCCCUGCAGGUGGUAGGUAAACAGAUUCCUAAUACAGAGCUGACUCACCUACCCCCAUGUUUUGCUUAGGGUUGAUAACAAUUAAUGCUGGUCUCACUAUGGGCUGGAGGAAAGGCAGAGCUGAGAAGCUGAGAAGCCAAGCCAGCAGCAACACUUUGAGAAGUGCCCCAAUUCCUGCUGGAUUUGGUGAGAGCUGGGGCGGAGUGUGCCAGGAGGCAGCAAUUCCUGUUUUGCCUCAGGUGGCGAAAUGGGCUGGGCUGCCCCAAGGAGAGUAAGAGAAAGCAGAUACUGAGCAUGCAGACAUUUCAAAAGUGCACCAUUUUUGGGUAGAUCUACAGUCAGGAAGACUGAGCUGGACAUGCCAUUGACGAGGGGGAGGAGGGAAGAUAAUGGCAGCACAGGUAACAGCAACAGGAGGAGCCAAAGUAAACCUGCAGCUACUGCUGAUUAUUGGAGCCUGGUGGCACAUAUUUGAGAUGGCCAACUUACAACCCAUAAGCCACUUUCAAUGCCCACAUUACUCUGGCCCCUUUCAUCCCCUCUCCAGGCCAGCUUGGGCUUGCAAGGUGCUGCUUCUCACCCAGCACUUGUGGAAAAUGAAAGGCAACAAUCUCCUUUCCAGUGUGGUGUAGUGGUUAAGAGCAGUGGACUCGUAAUCUGGUGAACCAGGUUCGCUUCCCCGCCCCUCCACAUGCAGCUGCUGGGUGACCUUGGGCUAGUCACACUUCUCUGAAGUCUCUCAGCCUCACUCACCUCACAGCGUGUUUGUUGUGGGGGAGGAAGGGAAAGGAGAAUGUUAGCCGCUUUGAGACUCCUUGGGGUAGUGAUAAAGCGGGAUAUCAAAUCCAAACUACUUUUCUUCUUCUUCUUCUUCUUCUUCUUCUUCUUCUUCUUCUUCUUCUUCUUCUGCUCACUGGCUCCUCAGGUGCUGAUUUUGUCUAGCUAAUGGCACUUCCUCAACCAUUUCACUCAGAACGUGAGGAUGUGUGGUCCCCCCCCCAAAGGCUAUGUGCUUCAAUUGGUGUGGGGGUAAUGUGACCCAAGUAGCACCUCCAGGGCCCAGAGCAAGGGUAACCAAAUUUGCAAUGAUAAUUUACUUCGAUAGUUUUGUAGAAGAGGGAAUGUAUGAAGUAGUGUAACUUAGCUUCUUCAUUCCUAUUUGCCUUAGGCUCCUCAUACCCUUAAUCCCAGUCUGUCUCUCUCAGGUUAUAUUAGAUAUACCUGUUUAACAUGAGGCAAAAUAAUAGCCCCUCACAACAGAAGAGAGCAAAGUGCAGAGAAAAUUAACUUUCGUGAGGCUUUGGUGGCUGAGUUGGCGUGUCUCAUUAAGCACUCACACAUGCGACCCAUUCCCUCAUGAAAACACACACUUCAACUUACUCCUUUGCCUAGUGCCUAAAAAACAUGUAUCUGCUAAUUUAGCAAAUACAAAUGACUAUCCUCCCUAGUGCAACAUAAAGGCUGUGUACACACUCCCGUUUACUCUGCCUUCAGUGCACUCCUAUUGCUGGUUUGCGAAGUUGGCCACAAUCCACAUCUAUCCUGUAGUUUCUUGAGAAAUACUGUGUAUUGAUGCGUUCCCUCUCAAACCAGCUUUAAUCCGAUUUGAAAACAAAAAGCCAUGCAAAGACAUUCAAGCCCCAUCACCACCCGCUGGUCUGGACAGACAGCAGGUGGCUUGGAAACACAUUCAGCUACACUGAUGUCCACAGUCACGUGCAAAUGCGAUUUGAAACACGGCAGGAGGAAACAACCUCGCUGCAUUUUCUGCUGGUUAUGCAUACGCAGUCUGGCUCCUGAACAGCAGAAUUUUAAGAAUUUGAAAGCUCAGCAUAUAUUAGAAAAAAGGAUGAAUGUCUCAUCAAACUUGCCCCUAUAGAUGAUGGAUAGCGAUUCUGAACAGGCCUUCUCUGGCUGUCUUCAGUGGGAGACUGGGAUCAUACAAUGCAUCCCAACUAAAUGGCUUUGGAGGUUAUAAGGUUGAGGGGGAACAAGGAAGGGCAUAGCAGCUGCGUCUUUGUGGAGGUGUACAAGCAGGAACGAGCCACAGCAAGCCUUGGGCUCGUCCUCAUCCUCUCUCCUCUGCUUGUGCAACAAAAGGAAGGAGCUCAGGAGCUUUUGAUUUGGAUAAGUUAUGUCACUUGGAAUGACAAACUCCAGUUUCUAUUAACUACUGUUAGUUUCAAACAAGCCAACUUCAAACCGUGGUUUCUGAGGCUGACUGGUUGAAUUUAACCACCGUUUAUGGUAACUGCAAUUCUGGGUCCCAAUGACACAAAAAAAGUGGAAGAGAAAGCUCAUAAGAUCUUUCCCUCGGCUGUAAAGCAGGAACAGAACACAUUAGUAUUACAUUUAUUAGUUGCUUGCUGCAUAAAGAGACAUUAAGUGACUUACAAAAUUUGAAGGUAAGCUCCAGAUGUCUGAAAGACCACCUCCUUCCCUACAGAGCCUCUUGUGUGUUAAGAAAGGAGAGGGGGCCCACUUGGGGGGUCUGACGCCCCCAGAUGCUGGGGGGCGAUGUUGCUUGGGAGAGGUCAUUUCUGUGGCAGCCCCUAAACUGUGGAACUCCCUCUCCACAGAGGUGCAACUGGCAGCUUCACUAUACAGUUUUUGGAGAAUGCGGAAGAGUAGGGCUGGACGAUAUAUCGACCAAAACUGGUUUGAAGUCCAUAUCAUGGUAUUGGUUUCAUAAUUUUUGACCUGGCAAUAUAUUAUGAUUCAUGAUGUGUGUGUGUGUGCAUGUGCUAUGCAAAAAGCACAAUGUGGGGAAAACCGUGAAGCCAGCCAAUGCCUCUACAUAGGUCCAUCCUUAUUUCAAACAUUGUGAUAUAUUGGUAUAAAGUGGUACCUCUACUUACGUUCACUUCCGGUUACGUAUCCUUUGGGAUAUGUACGUGGCAAACCCAGAAAUAUUUUUCCGGGUUUCGGCGCACAUGCGCAGAAGCGGCACCUCCGGUUGCAAAUUCCUCAGGAUCCGUCCGGAGCUCCAGAACAGAUCCCAUUCAGGAGCGGAGGUACCACUGUAUUGUGAUGUUUAGCGGGUGAUAUAUCGCAAUGUUGAAAACCAGAUAUUGCCCAGCUUUAUUUACUCUGGCGUUUGGCACCUGAGAAGUAUAGUUGUAAGAUCUACUCUAUUGUUGUGAUGGUGAUUUGUUUUAAAAUGUUUUUAAUGUAUUGUAAAUGGUUAUGACCUGACUUGAGACUUUAGGUUGGUAAUAAAUAAUAAUAAUAACAUUAGAAAAAAAGAACCAUCUAUUACCAUAGAAAACAUGCAGUAAUCCAGAGAAGGGAGCCAAUAAAACAGCAGCAAAAACAAAUACUGUAUUCAUAUAGCAAAAUCACCAUUAUAUAUCAAAUGCCUGGGAGGAGGGAGUUGUUGGUUUUUUUUAAAACUUGGCACCAAAAAUAAGUUAAUGAUGGCACCUGGUGGACCUAACUGGGGAGAGAAUUCCACAGACAAAGACCUACAACUGCAAACGCCCUCCCCCCUUGCCACCAUCCUUCAGGCCUCCCUCAGAAGGGGCACCCAAAAGAGGGUUCAGAUGAAGAGCUAAAUGUCUUGCUUCUGCAUGCCAUGAUAUACCAGGGGUUGGAAACAUUUGGCCCUCCAGUUGCUGUUGCACUAUAACCCCCAUGGUCAUGCUGGCUGGGGCUGAUGGGAAAUGUAGUUCAGCAACACUUGAAAGGCGAAAGGUCCCUUGUCCUGUGCCAAACCAUAGUUUAGCAUGACUAAACCGCAGUUUAGCAUGAUGUAUUAACAUGGUCAAUGUGAGUUCUCUACAGAGGAACACCUCAUAAGGAGACUACUGAAUCUGACGAAGAGUUGACACUCAAAACAGGUUAGGUGUAAUAACUGAAAGCAGGAGUUUUUGUAAAAUAGACUUCUAUCCUAUUUCUUCAGCCUCUUGUGAAGUUUGCCUCCUACGGUUUUUUUUUUGAAGGGAACAGCAGAGAUCUUACUUACAGGAAAAACCCUGUCCCCUUGCUCUACAGGCAAGCAAAGCCGCAUCUCCAGUGUUUGUUAGCUGACGAGAAAUUGAUCCAAAGUUGCACAUAAAUGAAUGGAAACUUGGAUGCGGCCCAUUUGGAAAAGAGGGAUUAAAGGGAGAACAGCCAUACUUUGGAAACUCAGAGGAAGCCAACUGGGCAGGCUUUAGAAGAGAGAAAGGAUGGAGGGGAGGGAGGCUGAGGCAAUCCAUGAAAGGCUUGUAUGUGGGCCAACUUAGAGCAGGGUUGGCAAAAAAAUACUUUUCGUGGCCCAGUUUGCUAGCCACACAUCCUCUCUAAGACUUGAUUUCUGCCAAGACACAGGCCCAGCUCCUCUUUUGAUUGCCAUCGCUGGAAUAUGUGAAGUAUUAGCCUCUGAGCAUGUGCAGAAUGCCUCUGCCUCACCACUCCAGGAGCUUGCUUUUGAGCAAAACCUCAGCCGGGGAUUAGCUAUGGAACCUGCUUUCAGUGCUAGGAACAUGCAGGGAUAAUUUGCUUUGCACCCCAGACAGAUUUGCAAUGGGAGGUGAACAGGGCAAGGUUUCUCGGUCACAGGCCUUGAACCUGAGAUAUAUUUCUUCUUAGGAACUGCACCAAUCUGCUUGAGCAUAUCGCCUUGUUUCAAACAUGCAGGACCAACUGGUCCACACAUCUGACAAUGGUCAGCAUGAGCUGCGUAGUCAAUGUGCCUGGCUUCCUCACAGUGGGAACUGCAGGGAAAGAGGAGAUUCUUUUGGAAACUCAGGAAGCCCCCACACUGACAUUCCCUGUAAAGCAACGGACACGGCGGCUAACUGUUGGGGUGUGCGUGUCCUCAAAAAUGUGUUGAGACUGCUCUUUGCAAGCUCCAGCCCCUAAAACAAAUCCCCUCUGGCAAUUAUUUUCAUGCCGCUGUGACUUCAUUCCUAUUUAGAUCCCGAGGAGGUUGACCUCCCGCCCACCAUCAACUUCAGCCCCUGCAGCAUCCAAGACAGAAAAUGCCGUCAGAAGCAGCAAGCAAGGAACCGUGAGCGGAUAAACACUGUUGUCAAAAUGAGGACCAGUGGGAACCUGCCCAUCCGGGAGGACACCCGGCCAGUGGUGAGGUGUCCUGGUUUCUCUUCAGGGGUGGGGGAACGAAAAGCCACCAUCUCAGCAGAUUAGGUACCUCCACUUCUGUCGCCCAACUUUGCUGUUCCUUUAAACCUUUGGCCCUCCAGAUGUUGGACUCCAAGGUUGCUUCCAAAUGAGCCAUUUAAUGAACAUUUUGUCCUGAUUUUGUGAGCACUUCAGUGUGCUUUCAGAUCAGGAUUAUGGCCAGAGUUUGUGGGGAGGUGAAAUGGCAAUGGCUCUUUACUGAGCAUUUUUCUGAUUUGCUUGAGGGGAGGUUAUAUAGUGUUGCCACAAGCAAGUGUUGUCCUACACUACCCAGUGCACUUCCCCAUCUCUUUCCUUAUUGCAAAAAGUCCCUAUUUGGGGGUGGGUGCAGGGUUUGUUGUGCAAGAGCUCUGAAUCAACUUCAACUGCGCAACCUGAAUUUGCCAGUAUAUGAUUGAAUUCCACCCAGAAAUGGAAGCACCCCAACUACCAUUGGCUCCUGACAGCAUAGCCAGUGGUCAAGGAGGUUGGGAAUUGUAGUCCAAAUGCAUCCGAAGGGCCACAUGUUCCUUAUUUCACAGCAGAGCUAAGUAAAGCAACAUUUCUGCCUCUCAAUGGCUUUAAUAAAGGCAUCAUCCAACUUGCUUCAACUAGGGCUGCCAAACAUCUGGGUUUUCCCGGACACAUCCGGGAAUCGGGCAGCAAAAUGGCGUCCAGGCGGAUUUUUGCUGAAUUGGCAAAAUGUCUGGGGGAAACCCGAACGUAUGGCAAGUAGGGCGUGUUUUUUAAAUCUAUCUAUCUAUCUAUCUAUCUAUCUAUCUAUCUAUCUAUCUAUCUAAAUAAUAAUCCAAGAAAACUCCAGUGUGUUUUGAAUGAAGCCAUGGAAUUUUCUAAAUCAGAUGUUAAUGUUAAUAGUGAGGAGCAUGGUUCUGUAGAAAUGUACAAGUUGUUGUGGAGGUGGGAUGAUUUCCAAAAUCAAUCCUCCUGGCAAACUAGGAAUAUCCCCUCAUUCACCCAAGUUUAAGAUAUUCCACCAUUCUUCAGCAGUUUCUUUUUCUUUGAAAAAAAUAAGUGGCUCACGUAAACGUAAACAAGCUUUAAUAAUAAACUGAGAGAAAACUGUAACAAAAUAACAUAAUGUCUGAGAGAAACUAAAUACAGCAUCAUGAGGCAAGUGUGAGGCAAGAAACAAGAAGAGGCAGUUAGUCCCUCUUAACUGACAUUCUUAACGGAACACACACUGAAGGGAGGGGCCAAUUCCGGAGCAGAACACACAAGCCCCUCCCACCAGAUACCAAGCACUCUACUAUUCAAAUUAGGCCCCAGUGUUUUUCUUACAGUUGUUGCUAAAAUAGGAUGUGCAGGCCAAGAGGCAGCAGGUCAACCCGGAAAAUUGUAACUUAAAUCAGAAUGAGUAUGUCACUUGUGCAUAUUUGUACCACAAAGAGGAAGUAGUUCUACAAGCAGGCCUAUGAAUCUCAAGUUUUCAUCACCAUAUCCCAUUGAACAAUUCAGUAGCAGAGGUCCGAGAAAGGCUGUGCAAGAGAGAACGUGGAUGAUUAAAAAAAUGUCAUUGGGAGGCCUUAGCUUUCCAGCCUUUUGCAACACAGCGCCGUGAUUUGGUUUACAUAUGUGCAGCACAGCUUAUGUGACAUACCAAGCAGAACACAGCCCACCAACCAUGUUUACAGUGCAUGGUUACAAUUCCAGGUAAGGCAGCAAAACGGGUUUAUCAAGCCACUGAUAUGUGACCAUACACGCCUGGUAGGCUGUGUUCAGCUAUGUGGGUCACUGCUUGUGUAGAUCCCCAUCAGCCUUUUCUCCAAAUCAAGGCCACUCUCACAAAGCAAUCACCUUCAUUUGAUUCAUUUGAUUCAUAACUCCAGCUUAUGUUUAAGAUAGAGCUGCAAAGAUAGAGCAGGGCAUUUUUGCUGCAUAGCAGCUAUAUAUUGUCCUAUGCUGGAAAAAAGGGGAAUACAGUUCAGCCCUGGAGAUAUUUCCAUCCUUUCCAACAAGGAGGCUGCAAGCACAGUGGUGCUUCUGCUUGGGGCUUCCAUGCCUUCUCCACUUCUUGCCGUCCACAUUCUGACUCCGUUGCCUCCUACUGUUUUGCCAACAGGUCCAAGGCUCAUGUCAGAGUGAACUUCACAGAGCGCUGGAGAGAUUAGCAGCUUCCCAAACCAGAACCCACGAGGACCUGUACAUAAUCCCCAUUCCCAACUGUGACCACAAUGGGAACUUCCACCCCAAACAGGUAAUACUGGAGCAUUGGCUGAAAGAUGGGUGGACCUCAGUUUUGUGUUGUCUGCCCUUUGAUUCACCAGCAUCAUUUAGUGUAUAAAUCAUGAGCAUAUGCUAUGUAUUUACUAGUUAAGACAUAACCAGGCUGUGUUAAGUGAGCCCAAGUAUGCAACUCCUGCUUAAAAACAUAACAAGUCUUGCAAAGCCAAAAGUACAGAAGUGCAUCUUCAGCAAUUGCUGAAAGCUGUUUAGUGAAGGCAUCAGAUGCACCUCUGUGGGGAGAGAAUUCCACAACUUAGGGACUGCCAUGGAGAAUGCCAGACCCUACAAGUGUCCCUAUUUUGCAGGGACAGUCCUGGAUUUACAGAAGCCAUCCCAGUUUCUGAUUUGAUCUUGGAAUGCCCCGCUUUUCCGUAAAGGUAAAGGGACCCCUGACCAUUAGGUUCAGUCGUGACCGACUCUGGGGUUGUGGCGCUCAUCUUACUUUAUUGGCCGAGGGAGCUGGCGUACAGCUUUCGGGUCAUGUGGCCAGCAUGACUAAGCCGCUUCUGGCGAACCAGAGCAGCGCAUGGAAACUCCAUUUACCUUUAUCUACUUGCACUUUGACAUGCUUUCAAACUGCUAGGUGGGCAGGAGCUGGGACCGAACAAUGGGAGCUCACCCCAUCGCAGGGAUUCGAACCGCCGACCUUCUGAUCGGCAAGUCCUAGGCUCUGUGGUUUAACCCACAGCGCCACCCUCGCUUUUCCUUAGGACGUUCCUAUUUUCAUUGGAGAAAUGUUGGAGGGUAUGGAGGUAUGCAACCUCUGAGCCAAGGAGAUAAGUAACUAUACAACCUUUAGAAGACAUCCGAAGGCAUCCCUGUAUACGGAAUUUUAAAAAAAUGUUUAAUGUUUUAUUAUGUUGGAAGCCACCCAAAGUGGCUGGGGCAACCCAGUCAGAUGGGCAGAGGAUAAACAAUUAUUAUUAUUAUUAUUAUGGAAUAGGAUGUCACUAUUUUCUUUGGAGAAAUGUUGCUUGAGAAUAUAUUCCUCCCUGCGGCUCUAGGUGGACACAGGUGGAUCAGGUACUUUUAAAUCCUAAUAAAGAACUGUCAAUUCUAAUUUUAUUCCUCUGCCCUUUCAGUGUCACCCAGCGUUGGAUGGGCAACGAGGGAAAUGUUGGUGUGUAGAUAGGAAAACCGGGGUGAAGUUGCCAGGAAGCCUGGAGCUGAAGGGAGACUUGGAUUGCCACCAACCUGCAGAUGGGGUGCAAGAGUGACUUGACUGAAGACAACAGGAUGCUGAGGCUUUCCUUGAUGAACUGCCAUAGCGCUGUUUGAUGAACAGAUGGAUCACAAAUGGGGAUGUUACCACAAUGCGCUCUUUUUUUUUGUUCCUUAAGGGGAAUGAUAACGGCAGUUACACCUGCCCCUACCCCCUCACAACUACAUUAAUCUAAGCCUGACAUGAUCUAGCCCAUCCACAUCUCUCUGGUGUUUAAUUGGGUAAGAAUUAGCCACUACGGUUCCUUCUUCACAGAUUCUCUGGAAACUACAUUCCAUUUGACUUGCCAACCUGCGUGCGGGGGGGGGGGGAGCAGUAUAAGCUUUAACCUUAAGUACUUGGAUGGGUCUUUUGAGAGUGUUUGCCCCCCAGGUAGGCCCACUUCUGCUUUUGGCCUCUAGAGCAGAGGUAGCCAACACAUGGCCUUCCAGAAGUUGUUUGACAUCAGCUCCCAUCUCCUCAGCCAACAUGGCCAAUGGCUGGGGAUGGUGGGAGUUGGGAGUUGGGCCCUAACACUCAGAGGGCACCAUGUUGAGUGCCCUUGCUUUGGAGAGAAAGAUCUAGAUCCCCAUCAUCAGAGUCCUCUUUACCCUCCCACCCCAGCAAACAGGGAGAUGUGGCUUGGGAGAGAGGCAGCCAUCUUCCUCUUUCUGACAUCUAGUUGGUGUCAACCCUGUACAUUCAUUAUGAUCCCUCUCUUAUGGGUUUCAACUAAGGGCUAAAGUCUACAUGUGACUUUAUACUUCUGCAUGGUGACUCUUCUUGCCCUGCCUCUCUACCAGGCUUCCGCGUGCAAUUAGUGCUGUGAUUAUCUGCUAAUAUAUUGGUCGCAAUGUUUUAAAAAUUGCUGUGAAUAUUACUGUUCUUCAUUGUUUAUUGAAACUUCUUUUUAAAAAAAUGUUUUGAUUGUCGUACAUUGCCUUGUCUGAGCAUUUCUCGGGAAAGCUAUUUAUAAACGGUGAAAUAAUCAACACACAAAUCGAAAUCAAUCGUGACGGGUGUGGAUCGUUUCCACACCAGGAACAUCCAGCACAACGAGGAACUGUCCGUAUACUUGUUACACUUCUUAGCAAGCUAAAUUGGGCUUUGCAGUGGGGGUGGGGGGAGAACUGACAUAAAGAAAAGCCUCCUUUAGCAAUGAUAAGGUAACCUGGUUUACCUGGUCUCAAUGACUGUGAAUUGGUCUACUGCUAUGGUUUUGCAUAAAGACACCCAAUGACAGUCAGGUAUUUUAAGCAAAAGAAUCCUAAUGCUUGUUAAAUGAAGAGGUGGAGACAACCUGCAGCCCUCUAGCUAUUGCUAGACUACAACUCCCAACAUCCUUGACCAUUCGGCCAUGAUGGCUGGGGUUGAUGGGAUUUGUAGUUCAACAACAUCUGGAGGGCAGCAGGCUCUCCAUUCCUGUUUUGAUGGCUGUGGGUAUUUCCUAGACAAUUCACCUAGAGAGGUGGUGGUGGUCUUAGACCACUACCCUGAAAAGCAGGUAUGUGGUGGUGGGUGUGUAAGAGAAGCAAUUAGAUCCAUACUAGGUGUGAUGUUAAAUGUGACUUUGCAUUUAAAAUGCAGGAUUUCAAGUCUUGGUUGGUGGGCAGGGAGAAAUUACUGGGAUUCCAGCAGACACAGAGGGGGAGUUUAAUUUUUUCAUUCCCUGCUGCUGUCCUCUAAAGCUAAUAUUUGGAGAAAACUUCCCCAUGUUAGCACCAAUGGGGGAUUUCCUCCCAAUGUAAACUACACUUUCAGAGGAGGGGUUUUGCCACAGCAAAGAUCAAAAGCAUAGCUGUACAUAGGUAAGCGAGAGAAGGAGAAGAGAGUGUGCAAACUUAAAAUUACUCAGGGCUGUUACAUCGUGUAACAGCAAGCCAUGAUUUUGUGUUACAUCUGAAAGGUUCCGGGGAGCUCUGAGGAUUUUUACGUGGAGUGAGCUGAAAUCUAGGAAUGCCAUUUUGGAGAACUGCUCCAGUUGCUCUUCGAAAGAUAUUCUACCUGCAGUUGGAGUGCCCGUUUGCUUCCACUUAUGCGCUGCUUGUAUAUUUGUAAAUAAAGGAAAUGUCACAAAGAUAUUGCAAGUCUCC
Messenger RNA from Podarcis lilfordi (Lilford's wall lizard), 39180 nucleotides. The record is from the annotation of a GenBank genome assembly. Lineage: Eukaryota; Metazoa; Chordata; Lepidosauria; Squamata; Lacertidae.